Messenger RNA from Larimichthys crocea (large yellow croaker), 1363 nucleotides. RefSeq names its product ADP-ribosylation factor-like 16 (gene arl16). Lineage: Eukaryota; Metazoa; Chordata; Actinopteri; Sciaenidae. The record is from RefSeq and is a predicted model, not a curated record. The coding region runs from base 26 to 604 and encodes 192 amino acids. Gene Ontology annotation, molecular function: GTPase activity; GTP binding. The transcript is spliced from 5 exons.
CACGUGAGCGUCGCCAUGGUGCCAAAUGACUCUGACAUUGGCUACAUGCUACUAUGCUUCUGCUGUGAAAACCGAGAUGAGCGGCAAGACUUGUCUGCUUCUUGGAGCGACUGGUGUCGGGAAAACGCUGUUACUGAAACGUCUACAUAAGCUCAGUUUGCAUGGAUUUGGUGAACUGGGGGCACCUCCUUCUACUCUUCCUACAGUAGGAACCAACCUGACAGACCUCACGCUGAAGAAGAAGAAGGUGACGUUAAGAGAGCUGGGAGGCUGCAUGGGCCCCAUAUGGCCGAGUUACUUCACAGACUGUUCCUCUGUCAUUUUCAUGGUGGACUCGGCCAACAUUGCUCAGAUAUCCUCCUCCUGUAUCCAGCUGCUGUCAAUACUUUCUGCCGAGCCUCUGCACGGCGUCUCUGUGCUUAUUCUCUUCAACAAGAGGGACAUGCCUUGCACUAUGAGUCUUGUAGAGAUCAAAUCUCUGUUCAGAAUGGAUGACAUCGUUGCAUCUGCUACUCAGCCAAUCACAACACUGGAACUCAGUGCCCACUCCGGACAAGGACUUCAGGAGGUGUUAAACUGGCUGGAGUCCAUCACAGUAAAGUGAACUAUCGUACGUCUGUACCUUUUAUACUGUGAUACUACUCGCACCGGGAUUCAAACCAGCGAGAAAGACUGUUCACACACUAGUCUGAUUGAAUGAUGUGUUUAGUUUUGAACUCGCUGAAAAGUGGCAAGACAAGAGGUGACAAGAAGAACUGUAAAUGCUGAAUCUUUGGUACUAUAUAAAUAUGGUGACCGUUCACGAGGGUCACUGGGAAAGAAGAUGAAUAUAUCAUGGCAGGAUGGAAUGAUUAUAUACAUACAUUUUACCAUCUGAUAAAUCAACAAUAAUGCAGGACUUACCUGCAGAUAACGCUGAUUCAAUUGGUCGCUUUUACUAAUUAAAUUUCAGACACAUAAACAAUGGAUUGCAAGGAUUCAUAAUGACUCUAUAACACUGGGAAAAACCUCAUGUUCCUAUUACGUGAACACAGUUUCAGUUUUACUAACAAGUCAUUCGUGAAAAACAGAAACGACUAGAGCAGUAGUUCCCAAUGUUUUUCCUCAAGGAACCCCUUUUUUUAUCAUUGGUUAAAAACUGACAACCCCUGACUUAGUAUACAGAAGACACAGGGCAAAUGUUUUUUUGUUUUUUUAAAUAUACAGUUAAUCCCCCCAGAAGAGUUUGUCUAUUGAGUAUGAUUGGUGUAUGUGAUGCAUCAUCACCAGCAGGGGGCAUAAAGUGCACAAUAAAUACUGCAACUGGGCGUGUGCCUGAGUUGUGAUGAUUUCAUAUCAAAUGUAUUUAUCACAGGAAAUGAGA